Molecule: messenger RNA, 1963 nt
Organism: Artibeus jamaicensis (Jamaican fruit-eating bat)
Lineage: Eukaryota; Metazoa; Chordata; Mammalia; Chiroptera; Phyllostomidae
Gene: RHBDD3
Product: rhomboid domain containing 3
Exons: 7
Coding region: 663-1820 (385 amino acids)
Cellular component (GO): membrane
Molecular function (GO): serine-type endopeptidase activity; protein binding
Source: RefSeq, a predicted model, not a curated record
GGGGUGGGGGGUCACGCGCUCGAGUGCAAGUAGAAUGGUUUUAGGGUGCUCGGGCCUCGGCGGGAAGCUACAGUCCCUAUUUCCAGCCGGGCACCCCGCCCGGCUCUUGGCGGGCGGGGGGCGCGCUCCGCAGUGAGUACCCCAGACACGUGGCCUGAGCCGGCUAGAGCGGGGGCCGAAGCCGGUAGGCUGGAAGGGAGGUCCCGAACGUUGCACUUGGUCCCGAGAGCCCCUCAGUAACGGUCGAGGUUGAGAAGGCUCUUUAAUCAUUCCUCAUUUAAUACCCUUGUUUUUACAGAAGGGGAAACUGAGGCCCGAGGACUUUUCCUAGUCACAAAACUGAGUCCGACCCACACCUUGGGAGCCCCACACUCUCCAUCACCCGGAAGGCUCUUCCCGGUCCUUGCCUUCCCAUUCUGUCCUCCGGCUUCCCAAUAAGCUCAGACCAGCUGCCUGUGUGAAAUGCAGGCAAAGGUGUACUCAUUAGAUGAGGUUCAUGACGUGAGGGCCAGAAGAGGGGUUGGGGACGUUUGAGCUGGGCUUCAAAGGGUGCAAAGGAGUUUGCAUGUUGAAGAUCGAGGCAAAGGAGCUUUCUACAUGUUUCCUGCAGGAACUGACAGCACACAGCCCAAAGACUGUCCUUGACCACCUUCAGCCAAGCCAUGUAUGUCAGAAGCCCUCCUGGCCUAAUGUCCCCAGCGCUGCCUCUUGCCUCCUCGGUCCUGAUGCUGCUAAUGAGCUGUCUGUGGCUGGUGGGGGCUGGCCCCAGCCUUGCCCUGGCUCCGGAGAUGCUGUUGGACCCCUGGCAGGCACACAGACUGCUGACCCAUGCUGUGGGCCACACGGCCCUACCCAGCCUACUCUUGAGUCUGUUGCUCCUGCCCACGCUGGGCUGGUGGCAGGAGUGCCACCUGGGCACACUGCGGUUCCUGCAUGCCUCCACCCUGCUCGCCCUGGCUGCUGGGCUAAUGGCUGUGCUGCUGGCAGGCCUCGGGGUGUCCAGUGCAGCUGGUGGCUGCGGAUACAUGCCUGUCCAUCUGGCCAUGCUGGCGGGGCAGGGUUACCACCCUAGAUGGCCCCAUGGGGCACUGCCACCGUGGCUGUCGCCAUGGCUACUGCUCAUCCUGACACCGCUGCUCACCUCUGAGCCACCCUUCCUGCAUCUCCUCUGUGGUCUCCUUGCUGGCCUGGCCUACGCAGCUGGAGCCUUCCAAUGGCUGGAGCUCUCUGAGCGGCGGCUGCAGGUGCUGCAGGAGGGCUUCUUGUGCAGGGUCUUGGCGGAGUGCUGGCCGCUCAGGCUCCUUCCCAACCCAGGCAGUGUGGCCGAGCUGCCUUUCACUCUUCCUGGAGUGAGGCUUUCCACCCCUGGGCCUCCUCACAUGGCCUCCUCUAGGCUUUGGUCCCACAGUGAAGACUCAGCCUUAUUUCCACCAGGCCUGGGGCCUAUGCAGCCGACCUGGAACGGCUCCACAGAGGUUGGCCUGGCCUGGACCGGGCCCAGCUUCCCCACAGGGACCCCGCUGUGGGCAGCCCUAGAUGAGCAGAUGCUACAGGAAGGGAUCCAGGCCUCGCUCCUUGAGGGGCAAGCCCAGGUUCCCAAGGGCUCACUGUGGCUGCCUAAGUCUUCCGUCUCUUCUCUACGGCUGCAGCAGCUGGAGCGCAUGGGCUUCCCCACGGAGCAGGCAGUGGUGGCAUUAGCAGCCACAGGUCGAGUUGAGGGUGCCGUGUCACUGCUGGUCGGCGGGGACGUGGGCGCUGAGGCCCUGGUGACUGAGGGGAAGGGUGGGCCCGCUCACCCUGAAGGUCCUGGGCCCCCCUAGCACAGGCUGGCCCUCAGGUGACAAGAGGCCUGGCUUAUGUGUCAGUAGUCCAAGUCCCAGCAUGCCAAGUCACAGUGGGUACAGGAGAGGCCCUACAGCACCCUGUACUGGUGCUGCUCAGAAUAAAACCAGUUCACUUUUCA